AGAAAGAUGGUGGACGUGUGCGAGCGCUGGUGGGGCGAGCUGCUGAAACACCCGUUGCUGGAGCAACUGAGGGAGAGCGGCCGGCGCCUCAACGAGCCCGCCAAGAAUCUCAUCUUCUGCCUGGAUAGCGAUAUCUUCUUCUGGGAUGGAGCGAAGAGCCUGUUUUACACCACCAACCUCAAGAAUCUGAAUUCCGGGGUCGUCUCGUACCAGACAUUAUUCUGCAUAAACCCACCUUUGUUUGAAGUGAAUGAAGUCUUGCUUAGUCCAGCACAGCAUCAUGUGCUGCUUAUUGGAACUAAAGGUAUGAUGGUAUUGGAGCUGCCACAACGAUGGGGCAAAAGAUCUGAGUUUGAGGGUGGAAAAUCCAGUAUCAAUUGUCUGACAGUUCCUAUAGCAGAAAGAUUCUUUACGAGUUCAACAUCACUGACAGUAAGACAUGCUGCUUGGUACCCCAGUGAAACUGAGGAGCCUCAUGUUGUUGUAUUAACCUCUGAUAAUUCUGUGAGGUUUUAUGACUUGAAGCAACCUCAGAAUCCCGUCAAGAUGUUCAGUCUUACUCAGAGUGAAGAAGAAAGUAUUGUACCAACUACAAGUAGGUCAUAUGCAGCAACAUUGGGUGAGAUUGCAGUUGCAUUCGACUUUGGACCUUUGAUGAGUGCUCCCAGGCAUCGUUCCAAAGAGGUCUUGGUUCAUCCACUCUAUAUCCUCUAUGAAAAUGGUGAAACCUUUUUAAUAUACUGCAAUCUUACUCAGAAAAGCACUGGUCUUAUUGGAAAAUUGCUGGGUCCGCUGCCCAUGCACCCAGCUGCUGAGGAUAAUUAUGGAUAUGAUGCUUGUGCAAUACUCUGCCUACCCAGUGUCCCCAACAUUCUGGUCAUUGCUACUCAGUCUGGCAUGCUGUAUCACUGUGUUGUGCUUGAGGGGGAUGAAGAGGAGGAUCAGAUGACUAAUGAAUCGUGGGACCUGAGGUGUGAGCCUGUCCCUUCCCUAUACGUAUUUGAAUGUCUGGAAUUGGAAUUGACCCUGAAGCUGGCAACAGGGGAUGAUGAUGAGCAGCUACAAUCAGAUUUCUCCUGUCCAAUCACAUUACACGAAGAUUCAUUAUGUCCUACGCGUUAUCAUUGCACACACAUUGCUGGUGUACACAGCAUUGGGCUAACGUGGGUCAACAAACUGGAGCAAUUUCUCCUUGCAGAAGAACAAGAUAAAACUUGCCUCCAGGAAUUGGCAACAGAGCAGAAAUGCAUAGUGGAACAUAUUCUGUGCACCAAGCCACUGCCAUGCAGUCAGCCUGCACCAAUCAAAGGAUUCUGGAUCAUUUCAGAUCUCUCUCUAGGAGCUGCAAUGAUUUGCAUUAUGGAUACAUAUGAAUGCAUCAUAAGACAAUUACUGGCAACCACACGACCAGUGUCACCACCACUACUGUGUUCCAACCCAGACGUCAGCUCCAUAGUAUCACCACUGCGGAACUUCUCCAGCAGUUCCUUCGAGCAACACAUCGCCAGCAUUUUGCGUCGCAAUACAACAAAUCCAUUGCAUCUGAGAGCUUCAGAUGCAGAGGGAACUCCGCCACCACAAGAGUGCUUGCAGCUUUUGAGUCGAGCCACCCAAGUUUUCAGAGAAGAAUAUAUCCUCAAACAGGCUCUUGCAAGAGAAGAGAUAUCACGGAGGGUGAAGCUUCUAAGUAAUCAGAAGAAUAAGCAGCAGGAGGAUCUUGUGCAGUGCCUCAAGGAGCAAAAGCUUCUACAGGAAAUGGCAGAGAAGCUUGCCAGUAAAUAUGAAGAGGUAAAGUUCAAACAAGAAGAAGUGUUGCAAAGGGUGAAGAACAUUUUACACAAUUUUAAUUCACGUCUUCCUGUGCUGUCUGACAGCGAAAGGGAUAUGAAGAAAGAACUUGUUGUUAUCCAUGACCAGCUCGGUGACCUGGCAAGCAGCAUUACACAGGUUCAAAUGAAGACUGAGUAUCAGCAGAAGGAAAUACAGCCGGAAGAGAAUGGUUUCCCUUCUGCGCGGAAAAAGAGCAUCACUCUCAGUGCGUCUCAAAAGAAAUGCAUCCAUUCGGUGCUAAAGGAACAGGGUGAACAUAUCGCUGAAAUGGUGAAGAAAAUUAAUAGCAUACGAACUCAUAUAAACUUUUAAAUGUUCUCAGACAGCAGUUUAUUCUUCAAAGUGAAAUGUUUGUAAAGGUGUCCAGGAUGCAAAACAAUGAGAAUUCUCUAGAAACAAGAGGCAGCCUUUCAGACGCUUCAAAACUUCCAGCUUUCAGUUUUGAUGGCAUUUUGUACGAGAUAGAAUUGGUUUGUUUACAAUACACAAGGUAUUCAGAUUGGUUUUUUAUAGCCCUCCCUUAAAGGUGAUUAAAUUAGUUUUGUUUUCUAUAUUUCGUUAUUAAAAAGCUCCUUUCAAGAGAAUAUUGUCUUCUGUCAAGUCCCUGAUUCAUGCUGUGGACAGAUGCACCCCUUGUGUAAAGACUAGAAAUUGGGUGAAACAGCAGGUAUUCUAUGCUUUAAAGGAUUAUAUAUCAACUGGAUCCGCUAUUUGGGCAUCAGCUUUUAUGGGGAGCUGAAAGCAAACCUCUUGGAUAUGCGAUGCUGUUGAUUUGUUUGUUUACUUAGGCCAUUCAACCCAUUACCUCAAUACUGACUGAGCAAUCCCAUAACCCUCGUGUCCCAGACCCAUUUCCUACCAUAAACCAUGCACAAUUUACAGUCACUGAUCAAUCUAAAAACAUUUAUAGAAGGAAACCUUGGUGUUACAGAGAGAACAUGCCAACUCCACACAGACAGCCCCAGAAGUAACAUUGAACCUGGGUGGUUGGAGCUGUGAGCCAGCAGCACUAGACUGCAGUGAUCAACAUUCUCUACCACUGAAAGUGCUCAUAGUGCUGCCAUUUCAGUCCAUCUCACCACAAGUGUGUCAGCCGUAAAUGCUAGGUGCUUAACCCAUUGGCAAAACAGGAUGCUGCUCAGGCAGUGUAAUCAUCCUGCCUCAGUCUGUUUCCAUAAUGACUAAAGAAAACCCUUUAAUAUUUGGAAAUUUCAGGAGCUCCUGCAGAUGAGUCUGUCACCUUGUGCACUCUGUUAUUUUUGUACCACACAUAUUUUACUGAUGUGAAUCCAUAUUUUGGAUGAAGGAAAAGUGCUGUGCAAAAAUAAAGUUGGCCAAUCUGUGAUGUGUGGAUCAUGUCAAAAGUUUCACAUUUUGCUCAGUUUUGCACUCUGAAGCUAAAAUUAUUAAACCUGAAACCUAAAGUAUAGAAGCAAAUGACUUAUUUUCAAAAGGUAAACUGCGAUGCAGUUAUUGUACUGCACAAACUUUUGUCUGAAUAAAUAUUUUUGUGGUACUUUUUAUAA
Molecule: messenger RNA, 3356 nt
Organism: Mobula hypostoma (lesser devil ray)
Lineage: Eukaryota; Metazoa; Chordata; Chondrichthyes; Myliobatiformes; Myliobatidae
Gene: nup88
Product: nucleoporin 88
Exons: 17
Coding region: 7-2142 (711 amino acids)
Biological process (GO): ribosomal small subunit export from nucleus; mRNA export from nucleus; ribosomal large subunit export from nucleus
Cellular component (GO): nuclear pore
Molecular function (GO): structural constituent of nuclear pore; protein binding
Source: RefSeq, a predicted model, not a curated record